Molecule: messenger RNA, 2023 nt
Organism: Colletotrichum scovillei
Lineage: Eukaryota; Fungi; Ascomycota; Sordariomycetes; Glomerellales; Glomerellaceae
Product: DNA replication complex GINS protein PSF1
Exons: 3
Coding region: 126-779 (217 amino acids)
Biological process (GO): DNA strand elongation involved in mitotic DNA replication; DNA replication
Cellular component (GO): GINS complex
Source: RefSeq, a predicted model, not a curated record
CGAGUAGCUUGCUGCGAACCCGCCAGCUUCAAGCUUGCAACGCGAACGUCGACACGAGACGCGCCAGCCGCAGCAACACAACUAGCUCACAUUCGCUUGCCCAGGCUGAAAUACUUUCUGUCAAGAUGUACGGCGAUUUGGGCAAUAAGUUGGUGCAACAUGCUAAACGAACCCAAAACCUUUCGCAUUUGCCAGCGUAUCAAGCCGAGAUAGUACGCGCCGUUACGCGCGAAGUACGAGACCUAGAGAAAGAUGUGACGGAGGUUCUUGAACCUUUCCAGGGCUCUUUCGACCCAGCCGCCAACCAAGCGACAGCCUGCACAGUCCUUGUCAACUAUCUCUCCAUGCGAAGGAAUAAGCGAUGCGUUCUCGCUUACCACCGAACUCGGACAGAUAAAUUGGAGGAACUGGCAUGGAAGGGAGUCGAUGUGCUUGAUCUGGCCGGGCAACAAGUACGAGGCAAUGCGGGAUCAUCAACGGGUGCCCCCAAUGGCAAUGCCGAUGGUCCUACGAGCAGCCUUAGCCCGCAAGAGGAGGAGUAUGUGAGGCAGUACGGCGAUCUGCUGGCUGCCUACAAAGGGCAAUGGACGGACAUCGACUUGACGGGCAGCUUGGAACCACCGCGAGACCUCUUCAUUGACGUGAGAGUCUUGAAGGAUGCAGGAGAAAUCCAGACCGAAUACGGCGCCAUCAACUUGACCAAGAACAGUCAAUUCUAUGUCAGACAGGGCGACGUGGAGCGGCUCAUAGCACAGGGUUAUCUCCAGAAACUCAGCUGAUGCUCAUGAACGACCUCGACCUGGCUGGUUGACCUCGGAGUCUCAAGAUAACGAUACUAAGAGGAAUGUGUCUUCAUUUCUACCAUUCUUGGAGAUCUGUGAAGCUCAAGUGGUACGGAUGUACGACUGCCUUGUCCAGACCCUUGCACGGAUGAUAAGAUUCGAAAUUCUCGUCAAAGGCAAGGCGGGGCACCAUUGCCGGCAAAAUAACCUGGUGCGAUGCGUCAAGAUGAUGCGAGCAUCUCGACAUGUGAGCAAUAUUCUGCUGGCACUUCGCGGGGUACGCGGGGUGCACACAUGCAGUUUGCAGUUUCAAGGGGCUGUGAGCGACCGGGCUCGCGAGAAGAGACCAAGCGGUGCAGGCGACUUCUUUCUUGCCAUGGAUCAGAGUAAUGUUAUUGUCAACAUGAAGCCUGGUCCUGAGCAACAUGGGGGCCAAGAUCUGCAUCGCGGACGGCUUCCGAUGCGGCCGCCUCUGGACCAAAUUUAGUGGCUCGCAUAGCAGCAACACAAUGAGGCCCGCAAAAAGGGUCUGAUGGAGGUUCAAGUAACGGAAUCCGGGGCCAAGAUGGCAUGCGGCAUAUCUAGGGUUGCUGGGCUGACUGAGUCUGUAACGGGCUCCUUGCUUUUGGGCUGUCAGCGAUGAGGGGAGAAUUGGGGAAUAUGUCUCGCAUGUGGCAGGCAAACGUGCACCUCGACUUCUUGGGCCACCUCGAUAACAAGCCAGUGUGCGGCAGCUUGGACCAGUUGUGGUGGCGCGCGGGGAAUGAACAUCAGAUGUCGCGAUAUCGGCGGCGGAUGAGGAGAAGGAAAAGCGAUAGCGACAUUGGAAGAUCGGGCUGCAUUGAAACCUCAGACAUGUCUACGACCUUGGACGUCUCUUGAGGCGAAUUCAAAGCAGGGCCGUCAUCUAACGAGCCGGAGCCGCAAUAAGGGCAGCCAGUCGGUUGUGGACAAAACAGCUCAGUUGCACAGCACAGGCAUGGCCUUGUGCGCUGCAUUGCAUCAUGCGCCGCAUCAUACCUAGUCGUUGUUGGUCGACUGUCGACCUGUAGUCCCGGACAUGAGGUGGCUAGGUACACUCACAGUAUACCUCAGCAACUGAGCAGGGGAGGGCCGAUGUAGGCCGAAGUAGGAGACGGCCAAAGGUAUUAGUCUGCUGAUUGUGACCUUAGCUUAUUAGUACAUCUUGCAGCGUUGCAGAACACGUCGAGCCAUUGAAGGGAGACGAUGACGAGCAAUUG